This is a messenger RNA of Anneissia japonica, 8631 nucleotides long. Its product is annotated as Fanconi anemia group M protein-like. The record is from RefSeq and is a predicted model, not a curated record. Gene Ontology annotation, biological process: interstrand cross-link repair; replication fork reversal; double-strand break repair via synthesis-dependent strand annealing. Gene Ontology annotation, molecular function: 3'-5' DNA helicase activity; four-way junction DNA binding; nuclease activity. Lineage: Eukaryota; Metazoa; Echinodermata; Crinoidea; Comatulida; Comatulidae.
AUGAAAGUCGUCUUCACAAAUUUCACUACUGGUAACACAUGUGCAAUGAAACGCACAACUUAUUUUUCUGAAAGAUGGAAGAACUGUGUCUCUGUCGCGCGAAAUUUGACAUUCAAAACAUAGAUACUGAUAAUACCAUGACUGCUGUUCAGGACAAAUAAUGAAUGUAUGGAAUGCCAAAACAAAAUAGGAAACUUGUUAGCAGUUCACUUGUCUGUAAUCUUUCGUUUCUUUUGUUCGAGUAUCAUUUUUAAGCAAAGUAAUAUAUCUUUUUAACCUACAAAUUCUAAAAUAUGGUGAAAUAAUUAUGAAGAAAGUGCAGUCAACCCUAUUUCAGAGCUGGGGGACAAAAGUUUCCAGCACAUCCAAAACAAAUUUAAUAGAUGGAAUUGGCGAUGAGGAUAUUGCUGACCUGGAUGAUGCUGACCUGGAUGAUGAAACACUUUUGGCAGCUUGCCAAGAAUGGGACAGCAGCAAUACAACUAAAAAUUCUAUUGUACAAGGCACACCUCUUGAAAGCUUGCCUGGUUUUGACGUUUCUUCUGGCCAUAUAUGGAUCUAUCCAACUAAUAUGCCUGUCAGAGAUUACCAAAUGAACAUCGUUGAGCAGUCGCUUCUUAAAAAUACACUUGUAACAUUGCCAACUGGCUUGGGUAAAACAUUCAUCGCUGCAGUUGUUAUGUAUAAUUUCUACCGUUGGUAUCCGUCUGGAAAAAUUGUGUUCAUGGCACCAACGAAACCGUUGGUUGCUCAGCAAAUUGAAGCUUGUUAUAAUAUAAUGGGAAUUCCACAGAAUCACACAGCAGAAAUGACAGGCAGCAUGCAUCCACCAGAAAGAAAAAGAGUUUGGCAAUCAAGAAGAGUGUUUUUUCUGACCCCUCAAGUUCUUAUGAAUGACCUCAGCCGCAAAGCUUGUCCCGCUGAUGACAUCAAAUGCCUGGUGGUGGAUGAGGCUCACAAGGCCUUGGGCAAUCACUCUUAUUGUCAAGUUGUAAGAGAGCUGUCUAAAUACACAAUCAACUUCCGAGUAUUGGCUUUAAGUGCAACUCCUGGCAGUGACAUUAAGGCGGUGCAACAAGUUUUAACUAAUUUAAUGAUCGCCCAUAUUGAGAUAAGAUCAGAAGAAGCUCCAGAUAUUCAGAAGUACGUACAUAGCAGGAAGAUUGACAAGUAUGUUGUGCCUCUGGGAAAAGAACUGGAAGCCAUUCAAGAGAAAUAUUUAAGGAUUAUUACUUUGUAUGUUGACAAGUUGUAUCGUACCAAGUGCCUGUACUCCAGGAACCCCAAGUCAUUGACGAAGUAUCAAGUGUUGAUGUGUCGAGACGCGUUCAGAAAGGAUCCACCUGAGCACAUGCAGAGGGCUCAGCUAGGAGUAGCUGAGGGGGAAUUUGCUAUUCUUAUCAGUCUGUAUCAUGGAUAUGAGCUGCUCCUACAACAUGGGAUGCACUCAUUGCACUGUUUCCUGACUAGCAUGGUGGAUGGUUCAAAGGGAACAUCGAGAGCAAGGAAUGAACUCAUGCAAAACCAUGUUUUUAGCGAAUUAAUGGGAGAACUGGAAAGAAAAUUUCAAGUUGAAACAGAGGAAACAGAGCUUGCUAACAGGUCCUUCAGCUCAUCUUUAGUCAAGAUUCCUAAGAGACCAUUUGUCUACAGCCACCCAAAGUUAAAGAAGCUGGAAGAAGUUGUACUGGAGCAUUUUGAUCAGUACAAAAGUGAGAAUGGAUGUUCUUCAAGUGCAAAAAUGAACACGCGUGUCAUGAUAUUCACGCAAUAUCGUGACAGUGUGAAUGAAAUUUCAACUAUGUUAAAUCAGCACAAACCAUCAAUCAAAUGCAUGCCUUUUGUUGGUCAAUCGUCUGCAGGUAAAUCAACCAAGGGAGUCACGCAGAAAGAGCAGCUACGGGUUGUUAGAGAGUUUCGAGCUGGGGGUUACAAUACCAUUGUUUCCACUUGUGUUGGAGAAGAAGGUCUUGAUAUCGGAGAAGUGGAUUUAAUUGUCUGCUAUGAUGUCCACAAAAGUCCAAUACGUCUCGUACAGCGAAUGGGGAGGACUGGUCGCAAAAGACAUGGGCGCAUCGUAAUGUUGGUAACAGAAGGUAAAGAAGAGACGGUUUAUAACCAGGGUUUUUAUAAUAAUAAAGGAAUUCAAAAAGCUCUACAUGGCAAUAAAAAAAAUCUUCAGCUUUAUCAUAAUAAUCCUCGCAUGGUACCCAAAGGACUGAAUCCUAAAAUUCAUCAGAUGUAUCUGACAGUGGCAUCAGCUUACAAAAACAAGAAUGAUGUGAAAUCUGCAAGGUCUUCUUCCAACCAAUCCAAGAUCAACAAUCAAACGUGCCCUGGUCCGAAGCGGAAAAAUGAUGCAUUCCUCAGUGAAGAAGAACUCAAGUUUUGGAAUCUGCAUUACAAACUGGAUGAUCAUCAGAAGGCCAAAAUCAAGACGAUUCCAUCAGGUGGAAGAUUCCUUACCAUUGGCGACAAGACAUCCAAAAAGAAACAGAAAACUUCAUCCAGUGAAUUUUCAUUGUCUGAGUGGUCAAUAUGGCAGACAAAGAAACAGCCAUUUAAAUUUGUUGACCAUUCAAAACGCUGUAAAAACUUUGUGGACGUCGAGGAAUUCAUAGAAGUACAAGGAUUUGUUGAAGGCGAGGAUGUUUAUGGCAUGGAGAUGGCGACAUUUUUAAACAAAGAUGACAUCAUAAAGAAGAGAAAAUCAAGAAUAGGAAUUCAUAGGUUUUGUGUUAAUGAACAGUUAGACAGCAAUGGUGCAUCAUCAGGGGACAAGAACUCAGGUGGAAAGGAUGACAGGACAGAAAAAGAUGUAUUGAAAAGCAAGUCAAAGACAGGAGCCUCUUGUUCUACAGGUAAUCAAGAUAAGAGUACACCACUGUUGGACUUGAUCCAUGAUUUGGAUGUGAACCAAGAGAGAGGUGAUAGAACAUCAAAGAAUAAUGAUUUUGUGAAAGAUAAUACUGAAAGUGCUAAUAGCAGUAAAGAGGAUGUUGAGCCUCGACAAAAAAAUGGUGGAAAGAGGAAAAAGAAAACCAAACAUUUAACUCCUGUGCAAUAUUCUGAUGAUGAUGAUUUUGAGUUUAAAGGUGAUUUAUUAAAAAGCAAGGCUAAUAACAGACAUAAAGAGAAAAAUGAUGUGAAUGAAGGGAUAGCAGCUGUCAACAAUGCCAUGAUGCACAAACGUGAAAAAGUAUUAGUACCAGAAGUGAUUUUAUGUAAAUCACCAGAGGUUGAGGAGCUUGAUGAAACCCUGCCACCUUGUGACCUAUCACAUAAAGAACCCUUACCUGAUAACCAACAUGAUGGUGACUUAUCAGUUAUAUUUCCAUGCACACAAGCAAGGACUGAGAAAAGAUCACUGCCAUUUGCCGAUGAGAUCUCUCAAAAGCCAUUUUUUCCACCACCAGCUCCUAACAUAUCCAGUCUUGACUUUCUUGAUGAUAUUGAUGAUCUAGAAUUAAGUCGUCAACUUUCUAUUCCAACCAUUGGUGACCACUUACAAUCUUUAGACAAGCCUUUUAAAAAACUGAUUGAAAUCUGUAAGACAAGUUACAGAAAGCACUCUGAUGAGGAUACUGAAGGAGUAAGGAUGACAGGAAGGUGUAAAGUGUCAGAAGGAAUUUCCAUUAUUCAGGUCAGCCCUUCCAAGAAUAUCUCUGAUGAAAAGAGUGCUGCUGACAUUAGUGAAAAAGAGAUCACAGAGAUGGAAAACUAUGUGGAGUCAGAAUGGGAUUUUGAUUGGUCAGAUGUCGAGGAUGAGAAAAUUAACCAGUCAACAGAAAAAGAGGGGAUUGCUGGAGAGGCAGAGGCUACUCACCAAAUAGAUAAACGAGUAACCUCUGAUAUAUCACCUAAAAGUGCCUUAUUUAAUUGGAUUGAUAAUAGAGAAUUGCUUGAUGAAUGUAGGACUAAAGUAUGUAUCUCAUCUAAGUCAAUCAACAAAGACAGUAAGGAAUGUUUGGAAUCAAAUGGUGGCAUGAAUGUAUCAAUUGGCAGUAAACUGUAUAGUAGUAAGUCAGUACAAAAGAUCACUUUAUCAGAACAGAAGAUAACAUUACCGGAACAGAAAAGGAUUUCAUCAAAAAUUGAGAGAACUUCAACAGAACAGAAGAGAACUUUGCCAGAUCAGAGGAAGACUUUACCUGACCAGAAGAGGACUUUACCAGAACAAAGGCAGACUUUACCUGAACAAGAGAGGACUUCACCAGAGCAAUCCCAAGGCUUUAGUCCUUGUUUGUUUCCUGAGAAUUUCAUAAACAACAGAACUGUUGGAAUUCAAGGGAUUGAAGAAUUGUACCCACAGCUAGGAAAUGAAAACCAGGAACCUGAAAAAGUUGAAAAUAAAAGUAUAGUAAUUGAUGAAAAUAUUAAAACAAAAUCUGAUUCAACUUACAAAGAAUUUGAUCUUCAGUUUGAUCUUGAUGACUUUUUAAAUGACGACGAUGACGAUGAUGAUGAUGAUGAUGAUGAUAUAAUUCCGCCAACACCUGCCAAAUUCAACAAUCAGUCUUUAAGAUCUCAACCAAGUCAGUUGUUGCUAGGGAAAAUACCUAUGAAACCUGUUAAUCAAAAACUGCAAAAGAAUAUAGAUGACUUUGAAUCAACAAGUAUCUUUGAUUCAAAAUCUUCUACACCUAAGCAGUUACUGCUGAAGGGCACGUCAAAUGUCCCUGUGGCGUCUUCAGAAUGGUAUUGUGAUACCGUGUAUUCAGAUUCCUGCCAGACAUCGUCACUUUCCACACUACAGUCCUGUACAGAUUCAACCAAUUUCAGACCAAACAGUUUACUGACACACAGUAAAUUGCAGUCCGGUGGUGAAGGCAAAGGACUGAAUUUUUUAGCUGCAAGCAAUGAUGCACCUGAUGCAAAAAAACAGGUGAAAUGUAUUCCGCAAACUUCAAUGCUUCUUGAUGAAAAGAAUUAUCAUAAAGGAAGUGACAUUGAAAGUAAAGGAAUUAAAAGGAAGAGUAAUUCAUUCCCAUCUUGGAAAAAUGAUAGUCAGAAGAAAAGGAAAGUGCUUACAAAAGACUUGGAUGUGGCAGCUAAUGACGGCAUUGUCUGCAGAACUUUGAAAUAUAAAUCUGAUUCUGUAACAAAAGGUCCUAAUGCGCAGCUUAUAGGUAAAAAUUAUGAAGAAGAUGAUGAGAUUGCUGAUGAUAGUGAAGAUGAAAUUCAAACAAAAAGGAGAAACAAGAAGAAUGUGCUAUCAUCUCCCGUAUUUAAAACGCCAAUCAAACCAGCGAAAAGGUCAAAAUUCAUCGUUGUGUCCAGUGACAGUGAUGAUGAUAAGAUAAGCAAUGAUGAAUUGCCCAGUCCUUUGGGUCAAAGGUUACUGAAAAAGUCAGGUCUGUCAUCUACUUUGCUUAAUAAGUUAAAUGAUGAUGAAGAUUUUCAAGACUUUACUGAUGUCCGUAAAAGGCUUACCACACCGGUUCAUCGAAAAAGAGUUGAAACAAAUUCUAGAAAUAUAAAGCACAGAAGAGAUAAAAAUCCAACCUUUGACCUGUUAGACUUGGAGGCUGAUGUUGAAAGUGGUGCAGACUGUUCUUCGGACGAAGCCGAUGCCAGUCAAGUUGAUCAAUCAAUUUUGGACUUCAUCAACGACAACACUGUUUGUUCGCAAGGAGCUGAUUUGCAGGCAGUUUAUUUACAGUCGCUAAGAGACUCAGAUAAUCUGAAUGUAAACAACCGCUUUAGAUUGGCACCAAGGUCCAUCAUCGACGAUGAGGAAAUAUUCUCACAGGUACCCCAACAAGAUGAAGAUUAUGGUGACGAUAGCUUUGUGGUUUACGAAGAGAAUGAUAUGAAAACCAAAGAGGACACAAGCAUAUUUGAUAUGACAAUAAACCCUAACAAUAUCAUUAAUACAAAAACAAGACGAGGUAAGUGCUUGGAGCAUCUAAAAAUUCAAGCAAACAUUGAUGAAAUGACAAAAACCAAGAAAGGGAAAAGAAAACGUGUUAUUACCUAUGAUUCUUCAAGCGAAGAAGAGAGUAUUAUGAAACACCAUCAAGUUGUGAACUACACAGACAAAGUAAGUCUUGGGAGAAAUGGAAGUACAUCUGGAAAGUGUUCACCCAAGCAUUCACACACAGUAAUAGAUACUAAAAUAAGAAAAAUUGAUGAACCAUUAAAAGUUUAUGAGCAUGUAUCAUCCAGAAGUAGCAUAACUCAUAACAAUGAGAGGUUAAUCUGUGAGUCAACAGGCUUUAAAACUCAAGAACAAAUUGCGCGGGAAGAGCGUCUUAAACGACAAAGGGAAAAGCAAUUAGAAUUCAGAAGAAAAAUGGCAGAAAAAGAAAGAAAAUCUGAAGAUGCAAAAAUAUCUGGUAAAAUAUUAAACACACAUUUCCAACAGGAAUCAACAAAAACUGAUAAACAGACAUCGUCAACAUGUGAGAAAGAUUUAUCCAUUAGGAAUGAUUUGAAUCUGAUUGGGAUAAACUUUGAACAAAGCAGAAAUGAUGGGGCUAUCCACAGCUCAAAUUAUCAAAGGACAGGCUUGACAGCAUGCCAGAAGAAAGUGGCCACCGUAAGUCACAUGACUAACGAGUCGGAUACUCUAAGAGAAGAAUAUGGACUCAGCCAAAAGAGCCAACGGUGUGAUGGUCAGCCUGUGGUGUUAGUAGAUCCCGGUGUUCUGUCCAGUUGUCCACACAUCGCAUCGACGUUGGAACUGCAGCAUAAUUUAAACUCAAACGUACAUCAAUUAUCAGCGUGCGACUUCAUGGUCAGCAGUAGAAUGGGGGUCAUUCGCAAAUCAUUCUCAGAUUUUGCUAACGGAGCCAAUAGAAACAAACUAGUUGAUCAAGUGCGACAUAUAUUUCGAUUGUGUGACCGUCCUUGCCUGAUUGUCGAAGCUAAUAAGCUGAAGAAACCUGAUGAAAAGAGAAAUUUCACCCGCACCAAGUUCUUAGAUCGAACCAUUGCUCAGUUAAUCAAGACUCACAUCAAACUGCUAUUUACAAACUCAACAGCCGAUGUCUUUGUGGAGCGCUGUGAACAUAAAGCUACUAUAAGCACCUCUCUACAACUGCCAGGUGUUGGCUGAUUUGACUCGCAUGGAAUCCCGAAAGGGGUUCUCAAUUGAGAUCCCUAAGGAGAGAACACAAAAACAAGAUCAGAUUUUCAAAAUAUGUCUGUCAAUCCCUUGCUUGAAUUUUGCUGGUGCCUUGUGUCUUUCAAAGAACUGCUCAACAUUUGCUGAAAUUGCAUCCAGCACACCAUCUCAGCUGGAAGUCAAAGCGAGAAUUUCAGCAAGCCGAGCCCAGGAACUGCACCAAUUCUUCAAACAUAAAUUUAACAGCGAGAUGCUAGCAAAUACGUGACAGCUGACACCUUCAAGGCAGUAGCUCUACAAUGUUGGUAUUUCAGAAAAUCCUGAUUCAUCACACCAUACUCAAACUACAAGACAGAUCGCUGAAUCUAGAUGUAGAGCAUGAACAAGGGGUCACUUUACUUGACUGUCAAAAUUGCCAAAACCAUUAGUAAAAUAGUAUAUUUUAUACUUUAUUUCAUUUCAAUCAAAAAAUGAUUGACAAACUACAAGAUAAAGUAAUGCACUAUUAAUUUAAGGGCUGGACUUGAUUUUAGUCUUCCUUGUUUGUAUGAUUUUUUAUUCGUUCGUAUGAUUUUUGGUACAUCUCUAUUCAAGACCUACAGAAGUUAUCUUACAGGGGCAGAUUUAGUGGGGGGAAUGUGGGGAGCAUACCAAAUGUUUUCUGAUUUUGUUGAAGACAGCUACUAAUAACGUCUGAAUCAUAUUCAAUAUAUUGACAUUAUCAACUUGGGUUUUUUUUUAUGUGAGAGUGGGUGGCUGUUGUGGUUCGGGUUCCCAAUAUUUAGGUCGUAGUUCAAAGCCCACAUGGUUGAUGCUUCCUUGCCCUUUGGCAAGACACUUCAUCUAAUAAUUGUCACUUUCCACCCAUGAGUAUAAAUGUCCACCCAAGUUUGCCUUGAAGCAUCCUAAAUGAUGCUAUCCUGAAAGCCGGGAAGAUUGCUCAUUGAGGUAACUGUCAAUACUAAUCCAUGACCAGGUGCAUGUUGUUCAUGUUGCUAUAUAAAUGUAUUAUUUUAGAAUUAUUGAAGUUUAAUCAAGAUUUUGAGUAAUCUGUUUCCAACAAUCAUGCUAAUAUAAGUUCUAAUGGGUCAUCCAUUUUAUCAUUUUCAUGAGAGUAUUAAUCUCUGCUGGAGGAAGGGGGUAAAAGUGUGUGAAUAAGAUGAAAUGAUGAUCUUAUAAUGAAGAACAUCAUCAUUGCAUUGUGUACUCAUUCAGGGAGGGGGUGGGGAGGUUCAUGUGAAAAAUGUUUUUUACAUUCGGUCUACGUGAAAACCAGUCUUGUUGUUCAUAGGUAAUUAAGCUUAGAGAUGGUACAAAAGUAAAUUGAAUUUCAUAUACAAUGAAACGUUAAUUCAUUAAAUACUCAUAUUACAAAUUAUAAUGGGUUUGGAAAUUUGCCAGAAUAAUUUGAAUAAUAACAUGAUAGAGAGACUGCUUCCCAUGUGACUAUGAUGGAACGCGUUUUCAAAAACUGGGAACAAGAUAUAUAGAGAAUCUACCGAUAUAUUUAUCAAUGCAUUAUAUUGAAAGAAAAGAAUAAAAAAUUAUUUUACAGUAUUCUA